Molecule: messenger RNA, 775 nt
Organism: Pistacia vera
Lineage: Eukaryota; Viridiplantae; Streptophyta; Magnoliopsida; Sapindales; Anacardiaceae
Exons: 2
Coding region: 36-713 (225 amino acids)
Source: RefSeq, a predicted model, not a curated record
ACCAAAGAUAACUACUAUAACAGCGAACCUUACCCAUGGCUCACUACAUCUUUUUCCUCUCUUUAAUAUUAACUACACUAGCAACUAUGCAAGGUUGCCAUGCAGUUGACUACACCAUCACAAACACCGCCGGCACAACUACUAGUGGCGCCCGCUUCGGCAGCCAAAUCGGGGCUGAUUACAGUAGGCAAACACUAGCAUCCGUUACGGAUUUUAUAUGGAGAAUCUUCCAGCAAAACAACACGGCUGACAGGAAAAGUGUAGAGAAAGUCAGCUUGUUUAUCGACAACAUGGACGGGGUCGCAUAUGCAAGCAACAAUGAAAUUCAUGUUAGCGCGAAUUAUAUAGGAGGUUAUUCGGGUGACGUCAAAGGAGAGAUCACUGGAGUACUUUAUCAUGAGAUGACACAUAUAUGGCAAUGGAAUGGGAACGAACAGACUCCUGGAGGAUUGAUUGAAGGGAUUUCGGAUUACGUGAGGUUGAAAGCUAACUAUGCGCCUAGUCACUGGCAACCUGGUGAGGGCAACAAGUGGGAUCAAGGCUAUGAUGUGACAGCCAGGUUUCUGGAUUAUCUUAACAGUUUGAGAAAUGGAUUUGUUGCAGAACUUAACACGAAGAUGAGAAGUGGGUAUUAUGAAAGCUACUUCAUGGAUCUGCUGGGGAAGACGGUGGAUCAGUUGUGGAGUGAGUACAAGGCCAAGUAUGGAAAGUGACCAAUCGAGUAGUCUAAUUAAUAAACCAAUAUAUAAGAUGUUUUAGAGAAUAAAAGUCUGUC